AUGCCUUCGUUAUCAUGGGUGAGCACCUACAUCAAGACAUGUGCCAAGUACAAGCUCCUGGAACACCCCGAUCAGCUGUCGACCCUCGGGCGAUCGAAAAAAUAUGUUUCACCGGAGCUCAACUACUCCUGUAUGUUCUGGGGAUAUCGUAUUCAACAAUCAGAUGUUGAUGCUUUUGAUGCCGGGUACGUUAAAGAGGCCUUGGAAGCUACAAGAAUUCCCGAACCGAGCUCAUGGGUUGAGGCCGAUAUUUUCUCGUAUACACCUACGCCAAAUGGGACCGAGAUGCUGUAG
This is a messenger RNA of Clonostachys solani, 294 nucleotides long. NCBI's taxonomy places the organism in Eukaryota, Fungi, Ascomycota, Sordariomycetes, Hypocreales, Bionectriaceae. The record is from the annotation of a GenBank genome assembly.